GUUGUGCUCCGUCACACAGGUAGCGGAGCUACCUGCCUGACACACUGCGAUGGACUGGACACCGAAGCCGAGGUAUCGCUCAUCAUGAGCUCAGUAAAGUCUCUCUCUAACACGGCAGAAUGUGGAAGGCUGGAAGUGCACCUAGUUGGAGGUUUCAAUGAUGAUAGGCAGUUAUCACAAAAACUUACUAAUCAGCUUCUUAGAGCGUUUGAUCUCCAACCAGAUGAUGUUCAUUUAGUGACUUUCUGCGUAACAGAACUAAAUGACAGAGAGGAGAAGGAUAUUCACUUUCCAAUCAUUUAUGGAAUAGCUGUAAAUGUUAAAACAGCAGAGAUUUUUCCUGCAACCUUUCCAGAGAAAGGGCCCGAUGAGGAUUUGCGUUCAGCCCACAUCUUAACAGGAGCAGCGUUGACUAACAUUUAUGAUGCAAAGAUGGAACAACUACGUAUAGGACCUUAUUUCUGGAGGCCUUUCCCCCAUGUGGACUUCUGGCUGGAACAAGAUGAUAAACAGAUCUUACAGAACCUUUCCACAUCGCCACUGGCAGAGCCACCCCACUUUGUUUCCCACAUUAGAUCUACAUUAUCAUUUUUAAAAGAACACCCCUUUCCCUCUCAUUCCCUGUUUCCUAAUAGGAAACCUCGCAUCUAUAAAAAGAAUGAAGAAGGCUUGUGGGAACAGGUUUGUUCUGACAAGAUGUAACCUGGAGAUCAACACUAGCCCUUUUAGGGAGUGUAACCUUGCCAGAAGAUCAAUUUCUUGUGCAAAAAACCCAAAACGUAUUUCUGGUAAAAAUGAUGGCUUUUCAAAAUAAA
Messenger RNA from Tinamus guttatus (white-throated tinamou), 815 nucleotides. The record is from RefSeq and is a predicted model, not a curated record. Lineage: Eukaryota; Metazoa; Chordata; Aves; Tinamiformes; Tinamidae.